AUUCGACGUAUAACACUCGAUGCUGUUCUCUUACGCGGAUGGUGCGACCGUCACUCAGUGGCAAACAGUAAUCAUGGCCGUAGGUACGAUAGCCUCGCUCUCGUGCAGUUAUAAUGCAACCGCCUACCUGUUAGAGGCUCUUUUACUCAGCACUUGUCUGACGAACUGUGGUAAUACUCCAACAAAAAAUGGGGUGAUUCCCGCUUGCGAGGAUUGGACGCGUCCGGAAACGACGAUACCUCAAGGAAGACUCAGAGGUAUAUAUAUGGGCACACACCUUGGCAGAAGAUUCUCUGCCUUCAUGGGAAUCCCGUUUGCUGAGCCACCGGUUGGAGAUCUUAGGUUUAAACAAGCUGUACCAGCGGGUCCUUGGAACGGAACUCUGGAUGCUGGCCAUGUUCGCAAUGCAUGUAUUCAACGCGAAUACGAGAUGAUGGGGGAUGAGGACUGCCUCUAUCUCAAUGUCUAUACGCCGCAGCUCUCUAGUAGCCAAAAUGCUACGUUACUGCCAGUGAUGGUCUUCAUCUAUGGUGGACAAUUCAGGUUUGGAACGAGAAAUCCUGAGCGAUGGAGUCCACAAUUUCUUCUUAAUAAGGACGUGGUUCUCGUAGUUCCUAGCUAUCGUUACGGAAUACUCGGAUUUUUGAGUACCGGCGACGAAGUAUCGCCGGGAAAUAAUUUGCUCAAAGAUAUAGUUGAAGCUUUGAGAUGGACCCAACGAAACAUCAAGUAUUUCGGUGGUGAUCCAAAUAAAGUGACUAUCUUCGGUGGAAGUUCAGGCUCCGUUAGCGUUCACCUUUUAACUGUAUCUCCUUUAACCAAAGGGCUCUUCCACCAAUACAUGACACACAGUGCGCCGGGAAGCUCGCCUCAUGCGCCUGAACCAUAUUCAGCGGCCGCGAGACGAGCAACUAAGUUGGGCGAAUACCUUGGUUGUCCAACCGACACGUCAACCACCCUUGUUAAUUGCCUGAAGACUUUCAAUGCAUCAUAUUUGUACGAUACAGAGGUGAUAUUGAAAGAAAUGAAAGCGGCCGGAUAUCUUGCGUGGGCUCCCGUUGUAGAACCUAACGUAGAAGGUGCAUUGAUUACGGAUAGACCAGAGAAUAUCAUUGCCAAUGGAAAAAAGCAUGAUUUACCGUGGGUGACCCUUGUAACUGAGGAAGAAGGAAUUGUUAUGAGUGCAGUGUACUUUAAUAGGCCAGACCUGUUCCAGCAAUUUUUAGACAACGUUGACUCUCACUUAAUCAACAUCUUGAGAUAUGACGUUUGGUCAGCUGAUGUCGAUGCCCAAACUGCUGCUCUAAAGUCUCGCUACUUGAACGAUCUAACUGCAGACAGAAAAUUGCUAAUGCUCAAUGUGACUCGCAUCAUCACCGAUGGCACGUUCAUCUACCCUAUUCACAAAGAAGUCAAACAAUAUGUAAACAAUCCUGCUUACAAGAGUCCCGCAUACCUUUGCACUUUUGACUACCGAGGCACUUUCAGCUAUAGCUAUAAGUUUAGUGGUGGUAACACGGAGAAUUGGGGCGCGGCGCACGGAGACGAGCUGAUUUACCUCCUUCCUGGACCAAAGGAAAUGUUUGCGCCACCAGGCUCUGAAUUUACUGAGACUGAUUUGAAAGUGGUCGACGCUAUGGUGGAGCUAUGGACAUCGUUUGCUAUCAACGGGUUGCCGACUACUGCAGCUCUCAAUGACAACGCGAUUUGGGAACCAUUCUCAUCAGACGAAAAAUAUCUUCAGAUCGGUAAUGAUAGCGAUCCUGGAAUUCAGGUUAAAAGUGGUUUUCACGAAGAGCGAAUGCAGUUUUGGGAAAAUUUCUAUGCUGGCAGAAAGUGAAUUUAGUUUGAACUACAGUUCCUAGUCAGAAUCCGCAUUUCUUGCUUCAAAAUAUUUUGUUGUAAUUUACACCUUGGGGAAACUGAAGGUAUACUUAUCUAAGAAUGUCAUGUAUAGAAUUUACUUCUAAUAUCUGAUAAUCGUAAUGCUAUUACAUAAUG
This is a messenger RNA of Neodiprion fabricii, 2001 nucleotides long. Its product is annotated as esterase E4-like. The record is from RefSeq and is a predicted model, not a curated record. The transcript has 8 exons. Bases 20 to 1840 code for a protein of 606 amino acids. Lineage: Eukaryota; Metazoa; Arthropoda; Insecta; Hymenoptera; Diprionidae.